This is a messenger RNA of Cinara cedri, 17443 nucleotides long. NCBI's taxonomy places the organism in Eukaryota, Metazoa, Arthropoda, Insecta, Hemiptera, Aphididae. The record is from the annotation of a GenBank genome assembly.
AUGGCCAUGCAAGACGAAGAAGAAUGUUGUGACGGUGGAACCGAUACACCGCCGGCGAUUGUGAUGGAACGGCGUCGGCGACCGGGCAGAGAACAAUGGUCGAACAAAACGGAUUUCUUGAUGUCCGUUAUCGGAUUCGCCGUAGACUUGGCGAACGUGUGGCGAUUCCCGUACUUGUGCUAUAAGAACGGCGGAGGUAAGCAAUAAGCAUGUUCACGGGAUUAUAUAUAAGGUUAAAAGUUGGGAAGGUAUAGAGGGAAUAUUUAAUGUACAUCUGUAUGCAACGAUUGAACGAUUAAUUAUUGUAACGAAAAACAAUUUUGAGUGGAGUUCGGUUUUACAUGUUUUGAAAGGCCGUUGUAUUUACGGUUUCAAAAUAAUAUAUUUCGUAAAUUUUUCCACUUUUCCUACCUUUUUUCCUAAUAUUAUGAAAACCAUUUGGAAAAUAAAAAAAUGACUUCACUUAGUACCAUCCAAAUAAAAUUUCCUUUCAGAAAAGAUGCUAAACUUUAAAAUUGGAGCAAGAUUUCUGGUAGAAAAGGUACACCACUUACCUUCCCCCUCAUCCUAGUCAUGGUCAUGAGAACUUUUAUAAUUUAAAUAAAAAUGUACAAGUAAAUCUAAGAAUUAUUUAUAUAAAAUUGUAUAAAGAUAACAAGUUAAAUAUACCUAUAUAGAUAUCGCACAAUUCUUCGAUAGUUAUAAUUCGCAAUAAACCAUUAUUCUUUUUAGAAUAUUUUUUAAAUUGUAUAUAACUAUAAAAUCGUGUUUUGUAGACAACGAUGAUUAUUUGGAAAACGUAAUAAGUAUGCAUCGAACAUUUUUUAGUUCAUGUAAUAAUAAUAACUAUAAUAAUUGUUUUAAUAUGGAACAUUUUGCUUUUUGAAAUGGAAUAAUAAAAAAUUAAACGGAAACCAUUUUUUCUACUACUUUGGUAAAAACGAAGUACCUAUCUGUAAAGUCUUGUUAUAAGAUUUUUGCAAUGGCCUUGUCAUAGUUAUAAGUAUAAAAUAAAUGCAGAAAGUGAGGAGAAAAAAAACGAACCGUUUAAGGAGUAAUAAAAAAAAAAAAAAAAAGGAGAGAAGAAUGAAUAUCUGCAAAAGAACGAGUGCUCCGGAACUGAUGACAAUUUUCUUGCUCGAUCGCCUUUGCUAAAACGUAUUCAAUGAUAUUAUAUAGAUGAAUUCAGUUAAAAGGUUUUUGAAAUGUUAAAAUGUAUUUACACGUCGUUCGAUAUUAAUAAAAAGAAUAAGCUUAAAUAGGUAAUCACUAAUAGAAAAUGUUUAAAUAAAAACCAUUUAUUUUUGCAUUUGUAUACAGGACAACUUAGGAAUCUGAAAUUGUAGUCCAUUAAUACCAUAUUAGUGUAAUAUUAUAGAUGAUACUUUAGAUUUAUAAUAUAUGUAAUAUAUAUGUACAGUAAACGUAUACUUAUACAUCAUUUAAAUUAAAUAAACGUCGGCAAGAAUAUUUUUAAGCACUAACAUGCUAAAAUGGCUUUUUCUUAGGCCGCAUAAUGUUAAUUUUAAUUUUAAUUUAUUGUUGUGCAGAUUGUUUUUAUUUAUUUAUAAUUAGAAAAAACUAUUCAUAUAGUUCUCAAAUUGUAAUAACGGUUCUGAGUGUAUAUAGCUCAGCAAUCAAAUUUUAACACUUUCUCGUAUUUUUCAGUUUUUUAAAUUAUUAAGAUAUAGCUAAGCAGUUACCUAUCUAAAAUAUCAUUUGUGUUUUAUAAUUCGUUUACUAUAAUAUAAUUGUAACUGUAAUGUAACUAUGUAACUUUUUAAACUUUUAAACUAGGUAUUCUAAAAAGUGCAGUUAACCGAAAAGUUAAAGUAACAAAAAAAAAAAACAUACUAUUCGAAAACAUACUUUCGCUUGGUUGGAAUUCAAAAUUAGGCUAUAUUAUAUAUUGUUUUCGGGACAAAUAUAAUAUGAUGAUUUAUUACUUAUUGGUCCAUGCCACUCCAUGCGACAUACUAGAGUACAUAAUUUUCCAAUUAAUCCUUUCAUAAAGAAUCGCUCUAUCAUAAUAUUAUGAGUACUUAAAACUGGAAAAAAUUAGUUAACGAGUAUUAGGUUUAAUGUAUUCUCUCGACAAAAAAUGAGUUAAAAAAAAAAAAAACAUACUUAUAAUACCUUGGACUAUGGUUGAUACAAUGAGGGUGCAAGCUAAAAUCGUGUUAUAUAUGUUCUAAAAAGUAUAUUAACCGAAAUCAUAUAUGAAUAAUGAAAAACCUAGCUCCUCUUCAAAUUUAAAAAAUUACUAUAUUAUAAUUACUAUGUUAGUAUGUCAUAGUGAUAUAUAAAUAUUACACACACAUUAUACAUAUAUUAAGCAUAGGUAAUAGGUAUAGGUGGUUCGUUAGGUGUACCUAAAGAAGACAGAUCAUAUACUUAUUUCUAUAAUAUGUAACUAUUGACGUCAAUUGAUUUUAAUUGUUUAGAAAAUAUACCUAUUGACAUUUGCUCAUAAAAAAUGUUCGAAUUAUUAAAGUAAAUAAAGUUUUGUUUUUAUUUGUAAAUAUUAUAUACAUAAUCGAGUACAUUUUUGGAUAACAGUGUAUAUAUCUAAAUAUACUGGUAUCGUUCACCGAUCAGUAUUGAACUCUAGUUCAAUGGCGCGUCUGAGAAACAAAUUUGAAGAGAAGAGCAAAAUAUGAAAUAGCUUACUAUACAAUUUUAUAUAAUUUAUGUUUUAUAUUAAAUCGUAGGUAUUGUAUUGAUAUACAAUAUGUAAAUGAUAUACAAACAUUCAUUAUUAUAAUUUUUUAAGUUUUUACGGGGGCAAAUCCCCAUGGUACCCAUGGCUGCAACUGAAUAGGUCGCAACAAGAGUAUUACGAGGCACAUUUUUUAGUUUUUAAAACGAAUACUGUAUUAUUAUAUUAUGAUGUCAUAUAGACGUCACUUAAUUUUUAUUUUUCCCCUCACAAAUUAUUAAUAACCCGAAAUGAGUAAGGCGGGUGCGCCGGAAUAUUUUAAAACAAUAGACGUCCCGAGUGAUACAUGUAUAUGACAAAAGUGAUUUAUGAACACCCGUACAUAACAUAUCCAUAAUGCACUUGUCGGACCAUGACUUUUGGUCCACCUUGUGCAUUUCGUUCGAACCCGAAUCAUGAAAAUAUAGGUAUAUGACGUACAUACGUGUAUAGUUUUAUGAACAUAGGGAAAAGGGACCCUCUGAGUAUACGGAUUUAAGUAGACGUGGCGUCAAUUAAAAUGAUAAAUUUAAAAAUAUUAAUAUGCCUUUGAAUUUGGUUAUUAAUUUUAUAAAUAAAAAUUAUAUAAUUAUUUUCAGGAAGAUAAUUAUUAACUAUUAAUAGUAUUUUUAACAAAACAAAAAAAACACAAGCAUUCUAGAUUUUAUCCUGAAACAAAUUUUAAAAAACCGGAUAAAUAAUGAGGAGACUAGAGAAGUACCAGCUAUAGUAUUUGCAAAACUUUUCCAGUCUGAUUUUUACAGAUCCAUAGUAGUUCGUAGAUGAUCAAAGGGCUUCCUACAGGAAAUGAGAAAAUUUUGUUAACAGCAGGAAAUAAUGUUCGAACACACGGAAAUAGCUCAUUACUGAUAAGGUGUAUGUAAAGACCAAAUCCUGCAUAUUAUACCUUCAGGGAUAUUGAGAAUCAAACAGUAUUAACGUAAAUUAUAUUAUCGUUUUCAAAUUAUUCACCAUUCGGAAUUAUUUUCACUACCUAUAUGAAUUCUUAUAAUUUAAAUUUCCCUGCGAAAUACUAUAUUAUAUAUUUCUUUAGAUAUAUAUUAUUUAUAAAGGUAGGUACUUCACUUACAUUCAAAUUAAGUAAUUUUUUGAGGAACCGAUUUUAAUUGUUUGUUUUUAUUUUUAGUAGUUCUAUAAUUUGUUUAGUACAUAUACCUAAUAGUAACUAAUAAUUAUAUAAAUAUCGAUUAUUUUUUAUAAAUUUUGUAUCUUUAAUAAAAUAUUUUCAGUUAAACAUAUAUUUUACAGUUUUAAUAAAAGCUGCUUGAAUAUAGUUUUGGGUGUUCACUGAACUUGAAAUUUGUUUGUGGGUGGCUUAAAUUUGUUAUGAAUUUAUGAUAAAAUUGAUUGUUUUUCAAACCGUAGAUCGUGCCAAUUGUAUUUUUCCUUUUAGUAAGUAUUGUUUUAGGUUGUAUUAUAUUCGCAGAGUGUGAUGCGCUAACUGGACAUUAUUUUUCUACUAAUUGAACCACUAAAUAAAAUAUUUAAAUCCAUCUCUGCAUUCAUAUAUGUAUAGGUAGGUAGUACAAUAUACAUACUUGAGCGGAGAAGAAAACUUAAAUAACUAUAUCAGUAAAUCAUUCUAUGAUUCUUACAGGAAAUAUAACGUCUUUGUAGUAUAGAUACCUAAGGAUAUUAAUAUUGAAGAACUACAGAUGUAGCUAUAGAAUCUAUAGUAUAAAGUAUAGUUCUUUUUACUUGUAAAAUUUACUUGAAUAGUUUUGCAUGGUGGUGUAUUCACUCAUGUGUAAAUCAGAUAGCGAUUAUUAUUUUUUAUUAUUAUUCAUAAACUCGUAAAUAGUAAAAUCGUACAUAUUUUGUAAAUAUUUCACGUUUAGAUUUCUAUUUGAAAUUUUGAUUUGAAUCUAUAUGGAUUAUAAAAAAAAAAAAUAUUUUCAUUAUAAUAUUUUAUUCAGUUUUUUUAUUCGUGGCUAUACGUAUAAAAUUAUGCUAUAAAAGUAUAAAAUGUAUUAUUAUAAGUAGGUACCUAGAUAAAAAUCUAUUGAAAAAAUAUUAUAGAUAUCAAUACGUAUUUUAGACUUCGAAUAUAAUAUUGUAUUAUAGGACUAUAUUAUCGUACUAUGUUUUAUUUCUUAAUUCGGAUAAAAUUAGAUUUAAAUUCGUCUGAAUGAAAUCGGAAUAAUAUAAUGUAAUACGUUCAAUAAUAUCGUAAUGUUUCAUAUAUAAAGUAACACAGAGUAUUAAAUAGGUACUCAUCAUAUUUUUACGUUUGAUAUAAUAUUUGUCUCGUUCUUUUGGACCGAAAUGAAACAUAAUGUACGUUAAGUAUCGAGCAUUUAUUAUCAUUGUUCAUAAUAAUAUUAUAUUAUUCCCCACUUUAAGGAUUUUCCUCUCGUCAUUCUUAUAUACUAUAUAUACACCACGUUAGAACGACUUUUCAUGCUCCGGAUAUAUGAUAUAACAUAAACCUCUUACGUGGAAUAUUCUUGAAUUACAGUGAUGAAAUUCUGACAGAUAAUACCCACCUCUGCUUCUUAUUUGCGAACGGUAAUAGUCUCGGAAAAAUAUUAAUUUGAAUCAAAUCCGUACUUUAGGCGUAUAAACAAAUUAACUAGGUACCUAUGUAUUUAAUAUUAUAUUUUAUUAAACCGCGAUUUCAUUAGUUCGAGAAAAUCUCUGCAAUUUUCUUUUUUUCAUUUAUAUUUCAAAACAAUUUUCCUCAGGACAAUAUUCAAGCAUAUUUGUAUGUUCGUAAAAUAUUUUAGUCGUUGAAUAACAUUUUUAUAGUUGUUAUAUAAAAUAAGUGAGUUCAAUACCUAUUCAAAUUAUUUAUAAUAUAAUUUGAGAACACAAAGUAUGUUUUAAUUUUAAAAACCAAAUUAUAAUUACGUUAUACUUAUGUUACAAAUUGUUUAAUUCUAUGUACGUCUUUGAUAUUUAUAAUUAGCUCGUGCACAUGAUGAUGUAUUAUUUUAUUUCAAACAUGAUAGACAGUAUAUUAAUAUUAUUCAAGGUGUAGAAAUACACUAUACCGUAUCCGUAUAAUUUUCCUUCUACUAUAUUAGCUUGAUUCGAUAAAUUAUAAUAUACUGUACUAAAACAAGAUAAUGAUAUUAUAAUAAUAUUUGAGUAGCUAUUAUGCCUAUAAUUUUAAUGCAAUAUUCCGAAGCUCUUUGUCGUCUUUCAUUUAUAUGAUCACUGAUUCACCUAACCUAUUCAAUUAUUAUUAUGUACAUACUGAGUUUCCUUUAUCAUUAAUAAAAUGUACUUAUGCAUAUUAAAUUUCAUACCACUUUGUCUUGUCAUUAAAGAGAAAGGUACUCAUGCUUAACACUAUAUGAACGUUUGUAAGCUAAAAAUUAAAUUAUUUUGAACAUGGUAUUGUAUUAUAUUUUACACAUUCGUGUUAAAAAGCAUUAUCUGGGUGUAGACACGAUACUGUAAAUAAAGGCAAAGUUAUUAAAUUGAUAUUUUAAUUUCAGAUUUUUAAAAGACGAUAGGCUCAUUGUUUCAAAUAAGUUUACAGUAUUAUAUAUAAUAUACAUUUCCUGUAGAAUUUUAUCUAUUCCGUCCUUAUAUUUCCGUUGAAAGGAAAAUUAAAUAAUACAAAUAAAUAUUUUUCGAAACUCAAUUGAGCGAUACCAAUAAUGAUUCUGACGAAAAUAAUUCAAAAUAUUAUUAUAAUAUCAAGCCACCAAGUUUUUUUUCGCUAUCAGCUUUAACGUAACUGAAUAAUAAUAAUAUAUUUGUUCAAUAAAUAUGUGGCUCUAAUAUUAUUGCCUAUAUGAAAUGCCUACUAUAUAAUAAAGUACUUAGUGAAAAUAAUAAAUCAAAAUGCAAAUUCAAGUAAAAGAGCUGAUACUGGGGACGAGUGUGCUAUUGUUGUAGAUAAGAAGUUGGGAAGAUAGGAUGUAGAGGAAAAUUUAAUUUAUAUCUGUACUCAAUGAUAUACCAUUACUAACGAAAAACUAUUUGGAGCGAAGUUCGAUUAUGUGUAUAUAAAUAUAUAUGUUUUGAAAGGCUAUAAUAUUUACGAUUUUGGUCGAAAUCUGGUAUUAAAAUUCUUAUAAAAAAAAAAAAACUAAAUUACUCAAUUUUUUUGUUUUACCACAAAGAACGACUUACAAUGAAACUCCUGUUAAUUUUUCUUGAAUUGCUAUUUAGCUCAACAACUUUAUCCACAUAGUACCUACCGAAUAAAAAUUUCAUACAAAACGUACACAAUUAAAAAUGUUUAUAAAUAGCUCAAAAAUGACACAAUAAUGUUCUCAACAUUUUACCAAUUCUGUCCGAACUUCAAGUCCCUGCGAAUAUAUUUAACUGAAUUACAACAAAAUUGAAAAUGGCAAAAGCAUUACUUUCUUAAAUUUUCCAGUUUUCCUACGUUUUUCCCAAUCAUUAUGAAAACCACUUGGAAAAUGACAUCCUUAAAAUACCAAGCAGAUAAAAUUACUUUUCAGGUAAGGUAUUACACUUGAUAUAUCGGAAAAAGAUUUCUGGUAGAAAAGUUGCUUAUAGAAAUAAAAUAAAAAGAUAAAUAUCAUUGUAAAUCCAAUACAUUCCUCGUUAUCUUUCGAAUCUAAUAUAUAUAUAGUAUAAAAUGUAUUAAUUUGUAUUUUCUAAAUUCGUACUAUUUUUCCACAGGGGCGUUCUUGAUACCGUACUGUACCAUGUUGUUGGUCGGAGGCAUUCCUUUGUUCUACAUGGAAUUAGCCCUAGGGCAAUUUUAUCAAACUGGCGCAAUAACAUGCUGGGGUAGAUUGGUUCCAUUGUUCAAAGGUGAGUGACAAUUUACUUCCGGUCAUACUAUAAAUAAUUCAUUUUCAAUUCUCAGAUUUUAUUUUAUUAUAAUGUAUGUACCUUUGUAUAUAUUUACAUAAUUAUGCAUACAUAGGUAUUGGUUAUUCGGUGGUUUUAAUUGCGUUCUAUGUGGAUUUCUACUAUAAUGUAAUCAUAGCGUGGGCAUUGCGAUUCUUUUUGGCUUCAUUCACGGAUAUUUUACCUUGGACCACGUGUGAUAAUGACUGGAAUACAAUGUUUUGUCAACCGGUAAAUUGUAUUUUUAAUUUACUAUAAUAUUAUUAUGUGCAGCCUAUAAAUGAAUGGCUAAAUGUAGAAAGGGCACAAUAUGUUUAAGAAAGACAAAAAACUUAAUAUUUCUGAAAAAAAUUAAAAAUUAAUUUUAUGUUAAUAACUAAUAUUAAAGUGUUAGAUAUUUAAUGAUAUCUAAUGACAGCUUUUACUUACUCUUAAAAUUCACAAAGAAAGCGCUUAAAAAAAGCUUUGAAAAAACACUUAAAAAAUAUUUAAUAAAUCGAAAAUGAUUGAGGAGUUUAACAAGCUCUCUAAUAGCUUUAAAUUAUUAGAUACAAUUUUUUAACACUACAAAAAAUAUUAACAAUUAAGUAUUUUUUCAAAAAUAAAAUUGUGAACAUUAUAAAAAAAUUACUUUGUGAUGAUAAUUUCUAUAGUAUUUGUUUUUUUAAGUGUUUUUUUUUACAUUUUUAAGCGCUUAUCUAUAAUUUUCUACAGUCAUUUUAUGACAUAUUAUACAACUAGAUGCUUUUUGUCUUAAAUUUUAAAUAUGCAUCCUUUCUGAACUUAGAGAGUAUCGAAGUAUUAUUAAAACGCCACGCACUCUGCGGCCACACAAACGAUACUCCAUUAUUCUGCCCUUACCCAAACUUAAAACUGUAAUAUGUCGUAAACGGGUUGAUGGAAAUCAAAAAUAUCAACACUAAAAUUUAAUUAAACAAACAAUCCGUUUAUUUAUGGACAUUUUAGUAUAUGUUACCAUUUGAAAAUCAAAAGUAGAUAGUUCUAGUUCAAAAAAUAAGGGUGACAAAAAAUAAUGGCGUUGUAAAAUUUUAGAGCUACUUUAAUAAAAAAUUGUUUAGUUUCUUAAAUUGUCAAAAAAUAAAUCCGAAAAAAGUUAAUACUUUCUAAUAUAUCAAGUGAUCUUAAUCUUCGUAGGAUAUGCUGUGUACCAAUAUAUAUUAUUUAUUACAUUUUAUUUAAUGAUGUAUUGGUAUUAUAUAAUUGAAAUAAUAAAAAUCCUAUUUUGCUUUAAAUAUUGAUUGUUAUUUAAUCGAAAACUUUAAUUGUUAGAAAUGCUCUUAAACUCAUAAGUAUAAUAAAUCGUACAAAUAUAUUAUUUUAAUUAAGUUAAAAAUCUUACCAUUAAAUAUUCCAUCAAUAUAAUAAAAAUUUAUAUCAAUAAAUUAACAUCAUGCAUAUGAUUGAAAUAUUUUUUUGUUAAAAGUUUUUUACUAUACUAUUUAAAAAGACUGUUUUAUAUGAAUAACAAUACAAAUAAUAAAUAACAGAUAAUUGUUAUUGUUAUUAUUUUGUUUUUAUAAAAUCGACGAAGAGUUAAAUUUUUAGACUAUUGUGGUUUGACUUUAAAAUUUUUAAAUUUAGCUUACAAUAUGGUCAAAUGAUUCAAGUUUAAACUCAAUAGACAAUGUUACAGUCAUGGCAAACGAUUCCCGUUUAGCAAGUGCUUCUUCGGAGUAUUGGUUGUAAGUAUAAUACUUACCAAGUUUUACAGCGAAUUAUUAAAAAAUAUUAUACCUACUGCUUAUUAUUUAUACUAAUUCAUUAUUGAUAUUGUUAGAUUAUUAAAAUAUGUUUUUCUUUAGACGAAAAGUGCUGGAAUUAAACCACAGCGAAGGGAUUCAUGAUUUAGGUUACAUUAAAUGGGACAUGGCAGGAUGUUUGUUUUUGGUUUAUGUGAUAUGCUACUUCAGUUUAUGGAAAGGAAUAUCUACGUCCGGAAAAGUUUGAUAUUUUACAUUUUUACUAUUUAUUAUUAAAUGCGCAGUGCAUAUAAAUAACGAUUCUUAAAUUGAUUUGCUACCCCACAGGUUGUUUGGUUUACUGCAUUAUUUCCGUAUGUAGUAUUAAUAUUUUUACUCACCAGAGGAAUUACCUUACCGGGUUCCGCUGAAGGAGUUCGAUAUUACUUGUAUCCGAACUUUUCUAUGAUCGCUAAACCAGAGGUAAAAUUCUUCAACUAUUUAUUUUUUUUACACAUUUAUUAUUUAUAAAAUACCUAUACUAAUAAUACCAUUAUGUAUGGAUAAUAGAUUCAUUAAGUUAUUGUACGCACAAGUACGAGUAUGAGAUGCUAAUAAAACAGCCAAAAAUAAAUGUAUGCAAAUUAUUUAAUCCAAAAAAUAUUUGAGUAGAGGUGUUUGAAACGUAUUUUGCAGACUGAAGAGUAUUUGAUACGAAAUAUAACGCACGAAAAUAUUCAAUCUGAAAAUAAAUGAAUCAAAAAUAUUUAAUCUGAAUAUUAGUUUAUCAAAACCGUAUUUGAUUAGAAAAUUAGGUAUUUUAGACGAAAAUAUUUUGUCUAAAAAAUAUUUCAUCCAAACCGUAUUUUAUCCAAAAAUGUUUCGUGGAUAAAAACAUAGACAUAUUCAAAUUCAAUAUAACAUAUUUAAUAUAUUCAAAUAAAGUUUCAACUACAUUAUCUAUCUAACUAUUCGUACCAUUUAAAUAGGUACUUACACAUAAUAGACUAUUAGUUCAACACUGACUUAAAUGUUAUUUUUUAAUGUGACACUGUGAAACAUUUUCGGAUAAAAUUUUUUCUGAUAUAAUAUUUCGUGUAAAAUACUUUUCAGAUCAAAUACGGUUUUGGCAAUAUAUUUUUCGGAUUAUAUAGGUACCAUUCGUAUAAAAUAUUUUUUUAAGCACACUUUCGAGUAAAAUACGUUUGGGUAAUAUACCCUUUGGCCAAAAUACAAUUUUCGAAUAUUUUACGUGGAUCGACCACACGAGUAUAUAUAGAAAACAAAUAAUAAUUUAGUAGAAUUUUAUUUUAUAGGUAGUUGUCAACAUGAAAUUAUUAUUAUUGUUAUUUUUAAUUAAACGAUCGAAUAUACCAUACAAUUCUGCAGAAUUAUUUAGAAAUAUCAAGAAAAAAAUAUAUUAUACAUGUAUAAUAAAAAAUAAUAAAAUCAUUUCGCACAUCAAAACACUUCUGCACAUAAUAUCUGCUUAAUAUUAUUCGCCACAUAUUUUUAUUAUACCAAAAUUAUACAGCUGUUUACGUAUUCCAACAACAUUUUCACGUAUAAAGAAUUGUAUAUAGACGUCCAUUAUGAGCACCCAUCAACGAAAUGGAAUUGUCGUGUCAAAAUGAGCUUUCCUUUUCAUGUUGAAUCCCAUAUUGACCACUAUAAGCACUAACCAGUCUAAGUAUACCUACGUAUAAAAUAAAAUAUCAACAAUUUGGAAUAUAAUAUACGGCUUUUUUAUACUAACUUUUUGAAUUAUUUUAUGAACAAUUUUGACAUACGAUAGGAUACAUAUACUUGCUAUACUGUAUAUACACAUGACACACAUCGCUGCACUCUGUGCUUACUAUAUAUAAUGUAUAUAUUGUAUAUAUUAUAUAAAUUAUUCUAUAGUUGCCGUAAGUACAUAAUAUAAGUAAGUAUAGUAUCUAGUAUAGUGAAGCAUUGGAAAUCCUUAACUAUAUUUCGUAGGUUUAUAUUAUUUACGUUAGGUUGUAUUAUUAUACAGUACAUAGUUUAAAACUCGAAAGUUCUAUAUAGACUAUAGAGGGAUAAAAACUUUUACUUUGGCGUUUUUCGAGUUAUUUAUCAGCGAGAUUUUGUUAAAAAUAAAACAUUUAGGGUUAGGUAUCUAUUAUGUAAUUUACAAACACGUAUGAGAUUUUAUUUUUGCAUAAUAAUUGAAUACAUUUGUAUACCUAUUGCACUAUCCUAUAUAAUAAAACACCUAUUAGUUCUAUGAAAGAUUUAGCGGUUAAAGAUUGUAAGAAGUUAAAUAUUAUUAUAGUUAAAUACCAAUAAUGUAGUUUUGUUGUAGGUUUGGGUGGACGCGGCUACACAAGUAUUUUUUUCACUUGGUCCUGGAUUCGGGGUAUUAUUAGCCUAUGCCUCGUAUAACAAAUAUCAUAACAACGUUUUAAGGUAAAUGUAUUUCGAUUGUUUAAUAUAUUUUAAGUAAAGAAGUGAAAACUGAGCCAUAUUAAAUAAUAGGUAUCUGGUAUAUUAAAUAUAAUAAAAUAUUAUUGUUUACUUUGUUAUAAUAAAAGUCUCCAAUUUUACAAUUGCGUAUAAACCUAAUUCAAUUUCAGCUUUCUAAAUAAUUUAGUUGUUGUAUGUGAAAAAUUUAAUACUGUGUCGCUUUUCUUCUAGCAUCGAUCCUUUUUCUUAUUUUCUAAAGCGUUUUUCAUAUAGGUAAAUUAGAUAAAUAACGCUACUUAUCACUAGAAUCGUAUGACUAAUUUCAAAAAUAAUAAUAAUCAACUGAAAAAUAUAAUUUUUUUUUCAUUAUAUUACAGGUUAUUUGAAUGAAACGUUAGCUGAGAAUAAUAUUGAUAUCAGAGUCAUUAUUAUUUGCAAAUCUAAAUUAUAAGAAAUAAUAUAAUUAACAUACGCGUGUUGUUUUAUGUGAUCGUUUAGGGAUGCGUACUUGGCAAUUAUGUGCAAUUCGAUAACGAGCUUUUUGUCCGGAUUUGUCAUAUUCACUGUCUUGGGUUACAUGUCCCAUGUUUCUGGUCGGCAGAUUCAACACGUGGCCACCGAGGGACCCGGUUUGGUCUUCAUCGUUUACCCAGCAGCCAUAGCAGCUAUGCCAGGAUCCGUGUUUUGGGCUUUAAUAUUCUUCAUGAUGUUGCUUAACUUGGGCCUUGACAGUUCGGUAUAAUAAACAGUUAAAUAAAUAAUUUUGAUUUUGUGAAUGUAUGAGAUCAAUCUAUAUAUAUAUGUACAGUUUUUUUUUUAUAUUUGAUGUUCAGAAUUGAUUAUAUUUUUUUUAUUAAAUAAUAGUUAUAAUAUAUAUUCUAUAAUAUAUUACUUGAUAUUACUAAUAUUUAUUAAUUUCAGUUUGGAGGUUCGGAGGCAAUCAUAACUGCAAUGAGCGAUGAAUUCCCAUUGAUCAGACGUAACCGAGAAGUGUUCGUAGCGUUAUUAUUUCUUCUCUACUUUGUAGUAGGUCUCGCGUCAUGCGCUCAAGGAGGAUUUUACUUCUUCAAUUUACUCGACCGUUACGCUGCUGGAUACUCAAUGCUCAUUGCCGUACUGUUCGAAACUAUUGCUGUAUCGUGGAUCUAUGGUAUCAACGUUUAUAUUAUAAUUUUUAUAAUUUUUUUUUUUUUUUAGUAUAUCGAAAUAUAUAUAUAAAUAAAUGCAAAUCCAAAUUUACGAAGAACUAAUAGAUAUAUGUAAAGUAGUAAUUAAAAUAAUGGCGUACCUGUGAGGGGAGAAGGUAGCAUCCCACCCCUGUGGGUCGUAUAAUUAUAUGUGUGCAUUAGUAUUUGUGUAUACAAUUAUUUUGAAGUAAUUAUUAACAAUAUAACAUGGUCAAAUUCAUAGAUUAUAUUAUUUUUUUGUUAUCUAUGAUCAAAUUGGGUCAAGGUUUUUGGUAUCAAGAUGGACCAGGAUUAAUUAUGAGGGCUUACACUGUUAAUUUCAUAUUUACCAGAAAAUAAGUAUACCAGCUAUGAAUUAUAUAAUUGAAAGAUUUUCUUCUAUAGACAAAUUCAAGUCGAAGUUAGACUUUGUAUUAUAAUUUUUUAACAUACAUUAUAAGCUAUAUAUACCAUUAUAUAGGUAUAUAUAUAGGUGGUAUUUCCUUUUGGAUGUACGCCGAUAAAUCUACCCAUUGUUUGUUUUAACACUGUACAUAGGUGUAUAACACUAUUGUGAAUCGUUUUGUGUGUUACACAAUGAAGGGAUAAAAGUACUUACGGACGAACGGUUUCCAAUUGGAUUACCUCUUAUAUAUUCUUAUAGAGACGCGAUUUGACGAUAGAUAAACCUACUGCACAAGUACAAUAUAUAUAUAUAUAUAUAUUUUUUUUUUUUACUAGACUUUCUAAAUUUUUUUAAACCGUAUUAUUAUUCUGUAAUAGUAUAAAAUGCAAUCAUAAUAUUAUACAAACUACCAGUGACGCACCCAGGAUUUAUUUUCGAGAUGGAGGGAGGUUUUAUAAAUUUAAAAAAGUUGAUACUACUUACGGGUAUGUCAUUGUUGCAUAGGUGGAUAGUUGGGAAGAUAAGUAUAGGAUAUACAGGAUAAUUGAAUUUAUAUACUGUACGCAACUUUAAAAAACGAUUCUGAGUAAGGCAGAAAUGUAGUGACAUUAGUCGUGCUAUUUUUCUUGUUGCCAAGAUGACUCGGAAAUCAAAAAAAAUUAAACAACAAAAAAAAACUGCUGAAAAUGUCGAUAAAUGUUACAAAUAAAGUACUAUCGGUCAAAAAUUCCGCAUCUUUUGAGAUAUUACGUGAAAAAUUGGAGCUUUUCACUAACCAAAAGUGUUAAAAAAAAGAACAAAUAAUAAUUUUUUAUUUUAAAGUUACUUUAAAAUAUGAACAUUUCGAAAAAAUGUUCAAUUGAUGUACCAUCAAGAGUAUUUUUAUUAAUCAUAAAAGUAUUUUCCUAAAAAUAAAAAAAAACAUUUCUUUAUCACCCCUAAAAUCUAAAAUUGAUCUUGAUAUAUUUUAGUUCAUUAAAUGAGAUUAAUGGCCAAUACCUAUAAAAUAUUCGAUUAUUUUUGGCAACGUCUGGUAGACCUUAAUGCGGACAUUAAUUUCGUCGAUUUUGUUUUCAUUAUUUGUCAAUAGUGUAUGUAAUGUAGUUUCUUUUUGUAAACUACUGUACUUUGCUAACGAAAUGAAGCUCUUUAGGGAAAUAAAAUCAGCUGAUAUUUGUAUGAGUCUACAAAAUAGUUUUGAUUGCUAACUGGUGCGUACAAUAGGUCUUUAAACUAAUGCUUCUAAAUGCCGAGUUAAGAUGACGUUUACUAGAUCUCGUAGGUACUCCUGGAGCUAUCAUAUCUCAAGUACUUACUAAAAUUUUACGCAUUAUUGGCGAUGCAAUAGGAUUUCAUUUUGAAUUAACGAGGAACCUUAGCGUGUCCAAGUUCACACAAUGCAAUGAUUUCUAGUAGAGCGUUUAAAAAUUUAGGGUUCAUAAUGCGUCUAUUAAAAACUUUAAACUACUUAGUAAAAUUGCCAAAAUCUUUAUAUUAUGCUAUAGGCUAUGCUAUUUUAUGAUAUUUUAGAAUAUGGAUUUAUUCUCUGGGAUUCGAAAACUGUUACUGAUUCUGAACAACUCGAAUGUGUCUAACGCAAAUUUUUGAGAUUCGAUUUUUUUUUUUACUAUGUUUUUCCUAUUUAUAAUUACUUAGCCUACUCUUGUAGAACGCAGAAGAAUAAUAUUAAAUUUAAAAUUUAUUCGCGGUCUAAUAGCAAACCAAAUUCACUCUUUAUCUUUGCUAUCACAAAUAAAUUUUAAAGUCCCUUCACAUACAUUUCGUUUUUAAAAUAUCUUCCAUAAUCUUAGGUACAAUACAAACUAUUUAUAAAAGGAACCUCUAUCUGAGACGUAUUGUGUCUUAUUUUGUAAUGAUGACAUCCUCAUUUUAUAAUGGUUUGUUUUAAUAUUUUUAUUUUUAUUUUUACUAUUUCAUAUUUGUCCUAUCUUUGUUUAAUUGUUAUUUUUAAUGUUUUAUUUAACUAUUAUAAUCUACAUUGGUGCUAUUGUACUGUUACACUAUGCUAUAAAAAAAGGAAGGAGGAAACUCGUAUAUUUGUAAUAAAAAACCUAUUUUGUUUCUAUUUUACAAAUAAUUUGUACUAUUUUACAGGUGUUGAUCGAUUCUGUGACGACAUCAAAGAUAUGAUGGGCCAUAUGCCUGGCGUAUAUUGGAAAUUUUGUUGGCGUUUUGCUGCGCCUUUGUUCUUAGUUGUAAGUCUAAAAUACCCAACUACAUAAUAACAAACUGAAAUAAUAUAUUAUUUAUAAACGAAAUUUGUAUUUUUUGUUCGUUUUUUUUCUUUAAGUUUAUCAUAGUGUAUGGACUGUUGGGCUAUGAACCGCUGACUUAUGAAGGUUAUGUAUAUCCAGCUUGGGCAAAUGUUCUUGGUUGGAUAAUCGCUGGCAGUAGCGUUGCGAUGAUUCCGGCAGUUGCACUUUAUCAAUAUAUGAAUACGUCGGGAACGCCUUUACAAGUAAUUACAUUUGCCAUUAUAGGUAUUGUAAAAUACUGGGUGUAUUAUUUGUAUUAUUGUAUUGGAAUAGUCUAUAAUAAUAGAUAUAAUGGUAUUCAUUCAAUAUGCUAUCUACCAUGAAUAUUUUAUCUAUACCUAUUUACCAUAAUUUUAUGUUGAUUUAAUGUGCUAUCUACAAAUAAAAAUUGUCUUACCUUUAUAUUGCGGUAUUUCUAAUUGUCAUUUUUUUCUGAAUUUUUUUUUUAAUAACUUCAUUCAAUUCACCAGCACAAAUUGUUAGGUUUUUAAUAUUUUACUAGGGAGAUGUUUGCUAAUUAGGUAAUAUUAUAAUAAAUCACGGUUUUUUAAAAAACGUUCACACAUUUCUUUAUUUUGAACUAAAGUCAACACAAUAAUACCUAACUCGUAAGUAGUUGAUUCAUUUUUUUUUUUGUAAACAGUCUAAUUCUUAAUUUCAAAAUGAUUACAAUGUUUUCAAUAUUAUUAGAUAUAAUACAAUUUGAUAGAAGUAUAAACUUAAUACCAAAAUAAUAAAGUUUAAACAGAUGUAUAAGCAUACUAAAACCACAGAUAUAUAAAACAAUAAUUGAUACAAACAUUUGUAUAGAUCUGUGACUAAACCAGUAAAAGUAAACCAUCAAACGUGCGGUUGAUAGCAUAUUGAACGAAUCAAAAUAAUUUUAAAAAAUCUGCAGCAGAGCAUUGUAACUUAAGGCAAAUUUUCCUUCAAUAAAAUAAAACCAAUAACCAAAGACUAUAAUAAUUCAUAAUGCAAUACUACACUGCAAUAUUUUACUAGAAUUUUUGGGGAAAAAAUCUUGAAAUUAGAGUGUAGAUAUGGUAGGGGUGAUAAGAUAGGUGGAAAGCUGAAACCCUCAAAAGACACAUCCUUCAACCAUUGAUAGUAACACUAUAUAUGAAUGUAGGAAAAACAAGCCACGGAAAAUAUUAUCCAUGGGACAAAUAAACAACGAAAAAAAAGCCAAUAUUAUAUUAUAAUUAGUUACAUUAAGUGUUAUUAAUUCUAAAAUUAUAGCAAUAGUAUUUUAUACUUUAAUAAUAUUAAUGAAUGUAUUAUUAUAUUAUUGUUUACUGAUGCCUUAAAGAAUAAUUUUUUUAUAUUGAUUGUAUAAUGUGUAUUUUAUUUUUUUUUAUUUUUAUUAAAAACUUUAUUCGACUUAUUUUUAACUUCAGUAACUAUUCUAGUGGGGAAAUUAAUGGUUGGUCGGGGAAAAACAAAAAAAAAAAAUUAAAAUUACAAAGUAUACAAAUUGUCCUUUUUUUUCUUUGACUUUUUGUUCUGUGGAAUUUUUCUAAUUACCCUAUGCAAAUACAAAAUUUCACAUCCCCUCUGGCUUCGUUAAGGAGAUCUUUAGAGAUGAUCAAAGCUAAAAACACAUAUUCCUUCCACAACAAUAUGGUGAAAUUCAUAUUAAAAUUCAAUCAAAGUUUUAUCAUUUCAAUGCAACUAUGAAAACUUUAAUCCCCAAGUUAGAACUCAUUUGGUUCAGAAAGACCUACUAAAAGUAACUAUCAAAAAGUAGGUAAGUAGAUAGUGGGAAAAAUUUAUACAUUUAUAACAAACAUAAUAUGGUGAACAACUUGACAAUAAUGGUAAGUAAUGAUGAUUUUCAGAGAUUGAAAAUUUUGACUACUCCUUGGCGAGACGAACAUGACGACGAUCCUAUUUCAAUAAACGGACUACACAUUCUGACUGAUCCAGCACAAGUGAGGUUGACCAGUCCUGUAGCAUCUGUAGACGUUUAA